Chiloscyllium plagiosum (whitespotted bambooshark) is the source of this 2172-nucleotide messenger RNA. Lineage: Eukaryota; Metazoa; Chordata; Chondrichthyes; Orectolobiformes; Hemiscylliidae. The record is from RefSeq and is a predicted model, not a curated record.
GUAUAAUACCCACAACUGUAGUGCAUGAUUAACUGAAAACCCCUUUGGUCUCAAGUGGCAGGCACGAAGGCCAGUGAACAUUUUUGAAAAUUUGAAUUUGUGCAGUAUAUAUUAUAAACAUCAAGGUCAUAAUCUCAAUGGAGCUUUGCAAUUAUUUAUCUUUCCAGUAAGGGAUUGGAGUAGGAGCACUGAACAUAAUUUUGUGUUGGAGAGGCUCUUUGCAUUUCUUAAAUUGCUUCUGACAGCCCCACACUGAGGAUUGACUGAUUGUUUGUGCUUUGCAUGGUGCCCUGUUGUCUCACAUGCAUUUUACCACUGAAGAAACUUGAGAAAAAUGUGAGUUAAUCUUGAUGUUCCAUUAUGCAUCUUCAAUAAGUAGUGAAUGUUGUGCAAGUUGGUCCCUUUUAACAUGGGGUUUAUUUUGUAGUUGUAAUUCAUUGUUCCACUGGGAAGCCAUGGAGUGUGAGCACAUUUAUGUUUUUUUAUUGUUCAAUUUCCAGAAUGCUUGUAUUCUUGAGGUUCACCUUAGUUUAAAUAUUGCUCUUCCUUGAUAGCUGCCAGAGAAUGUCAAUCGACUAUUUUGGAAAAUUCCAUACAAUAUUUGUUCAAGUUGUAUUUACAGAAUCAAAAUGUGGCUUUAUAAUGGUCUGUAUUGUAUGUUCUAUAUUUCAAAUAAUACCUUUAAUGUUUGUUUAGUUUUAUUUCAUAUUUCAAUACCUUCAGCGCAGACUUCUAAUAUAUCAGAGGGCAUAUUGUUUCAACUAAGAAAAAAGAACAAUGCCACAAGUCUCCUUUCUUCUAUAAACUUGGAGUUGAUUAAUUUCUAAUAAAUUUUGUCUCUAAUGUCUUUCAGGAAUUACAUGAAUGACAGUCUGCGCACAAGUGUAUUUGUCCGGUUUAAGCCAGAAACCAUAGCAUGUGCAUGCAUCUACCUUGCAGCUAGAGCUUUACAAAUUGUUUUACCAAAUCGCCCUCAUUGGUUUGUGCUUUUUGGUGCAAAAGAAGAGGAAAUCCAGGAUAUUUGCAUCACGACUUUGAAACUUUAUACCCGAAAGAAGCCUAACUAUGAGCAUGUGGAGAAAGAAGUAGAGAAGAGGAAAGUUGCAUUACAGGAAGCUAAAUUAAAAGCCAAAGGAUUGAACCCUGAUGGAACUCCUGCACUUUCCACUUUGGGAGGCUUCUCUCCAGGUUCUAAACCUUGUUCACCCAGAGAAGCUAAGUCCGAAGACAAGACGCCUGGAAUUCAGAAUGCUAAAGCAAUCAAAAAGGAGCCUGAAGACCGUCAGUUGAACUCUAAAAGUCCAUACAACGGGCUGAGAAAAGAAAGUAAACCAAGCCGAAACAGUAGGAGUGCCAGUCGUUCAAGGUCACGAACAAGAUCAAGGUCCCGUUCACCACGAAGGCACUAUAAUAGAAGAAGUAGAUCUGGGACUUACAGUUCCCGAUCAAGGAGCAGAUCCCAUAGUCACAGCAUGUCCCCUCGUCGACGUCACAAUCAUGUAUCACCGCACAUCAAAUCAAAAUCUCAUCGCGGUGAGGAAACAAAAAUUUCUAUAAGGCAUGGUCACAAGAGGAAGAAAUCACAUAGUAGAUCCCAUAGCCGUAGUAAGUCCAGGGAGCGUUGUGAUCUUGUAAAGAAACGACGUCAUGAAAAAGAGCAUCAUAGGGACAGACAUGAGCGGUCGCAUUCUUAUGAAAGAUCCCAUAAAAGUAAACAUCAUAGCAGUAGUCACUCAGGACAUAGUAGGCAUCGUCGGUAAAUACUAAGUUAAUUUAAUUACAAUACCUAAAUGUAAUUACUUUGUGUAUAGAAUAUUGACUUGUAAAUGAUGCUUUUUAUAAGUGGUUUGUUUAAAAGGUUACUUGGUUUAUGCAAAGAUCAUUAAUGGGAAAACAAAUGGAAAAAUUUUUGCAUAUUUUCAAAAAUACUUUAUUUGACUGUAUAAUUAACCAUGGACAAAUUUAUGUAUGCAGAGCUUUUCUCUAUUCUACAGAAUUUGAAAGGAGUUUGCUGUAGAUGUAUACCUUAUUUUUAUACAAUGAAAAUGGACACCGGGUAUAUUUAAAUAUGAGUUCAUUUAUUAAAACUGUGGUGAUUACUUUGUUAGACUGGUUUUUAGUCUGCAUGUGGUCAUACAUUUUUUUACAGAAAAUAAAAAAAAAUGAAAAGCU